Messenger RNA from Callorhinchus milii (elephant shark), 1230 nucleotides. Its product is annotated as gonadotropin-releasing hormone receptor-like. Gene Ontology annotation, cellular component: membrane. The coding region runs from base 1 to 1230 and encodes 409 amino acids. The transcript is spliced from 2 exons. The record is from RefSeq and is a predicted model, not a curated record. Gene Ontology annotation, molecular function: G protein-coupled receptor activity. NCBI's taxonomy places the organism in Eukaryota, Metazoa, Chordata, Chondrichthyes, Chimaeriformes, Callorhinchidae. Gene Ontology annotation, biological process: G protein-coupled receptor signaling pathway.
AUGGACCACAUGGAUUUAUUCCCUAACAACAACACCGCCCCUGAAGUUUAUAUUCCUCUUCGAGCGGCGAUCCUGGCAGGGAACAGCCUGGUGCUGGCCUGCACGUUUGCUGUCGGUGUCUUUGGCAACGCGGUGGUGGGUUGGGUGGUCUACAGCAACAGGCACCUGCAGACCCCGUACAACGCCCUGCUCCUCAACCUGGCCGCCAAUGACCUGCUCAAGUGCCUGCUGGACAUCCCCCUGUUCCUGGUGGCCAGCGUGUGGGGCAACAGCAGAGCUGACCUGGGGGAAGCCCUGUGUCUUGCACAGCCUUUCACUUACUCUCUCAGUAGCUGUGUCCAACUGCUUACCUUGGUGGUGAUCAGUGUUGAGCGCUACCAAGCCAUCGCCUUUCCUUUCCAAAUGGCCAAGAGGAGGCUGAGGGUCAAGGUGUGGAUCCCCAUUGUGUGGUCCCUGGGACUGGCCUUGUCCACCUUGUCCGUGACCUGCACCAAGAGGACUCCGGUGUACGUGAGGUGCAGGCAUCUCCCCAUCGACCCUCACAGCUACUUCGAUCCCUUCGGCUCCUAUAUCCUGAUGCCUGUUUGGGUGGCCAGCUUGAGUCUUAUCGUCGGCCAUUACCUGAGGAUCUAUGGGCUGGUGAGACAGCACAGGAAUAAGGUGUUUGACUGUGGCAUCAUGCCCUCUUUGCCAUCACCCAAGGAGCAAGAUGGGCCGGGGGCGGCCUGGCAAAUAGUGAGUGAUCGACACGUCAAGGCAGCCACUCGUGGGGUGAUGCAACUGCCAGCCAACCGCAGCCAACUGCUCCAGCUGGAGAGAGAGACCGUGUCGGGUCUGGAGAAGCCCCAGUCUCCCUCGCUGGAUGGCUGCCUGCCCUUGUCCCCCCAGGCUGGCCCAUCGGACCCUCCUGACAUAGUGGGCGCCGUGUGCCUCAUCACGGCCAGGUCUCGAGAGAACGCCAGGAAGAGGGUUGAAGGAAAACUAGGCAAACGGUUUGGCUACAUUAUCCUGACCUUUCUGAUCUUCUGGGUCCCCCUCAUCACCAUUUUACUCUUGAACGUGUUCCUGCAGAAUGACUUUUCUUUGGACCCGUUGCUCUUGGAGUUGGAGACUUUGGCCGUGGCCCUGACCUGUGUCCCUGCGGCUGUCAAUCCCUUCGUUUACACGGUGGUCAACCAGCAUUUUCACGCUGAGAUCCAGCAAAUUGUCACCAGGGUCAGACAGCACUGA